CUUAUUUAGUCAGUGAUUGUUUUAUAGAAGAGACGUAAAACAUGUUGGAUCAACCGGAAACAUCAAUUUUGGAGCAGAAUCUGCGUUUUGUCAAGAAUGAGUUUGAUGACCAGUUAACAGAAUUAUUUAAUGAACAGAAACAGCAGAAAUCACGAGCACCAUUUAAGAUGGUUCGUCCAUAUCCUGGCAUGUGUAUCAAGGCAUUCAAAAAGGGUGAAAAGCAGAAAUUCUUUAUCAAUAUUUGUCAUACGACGGAGAUACCAGCACCGAAAGAUAUCAGCGAAAGUGAAUUACAUAAACUAAUAGAGAAUCAAAAUGCUACAGACUUUAAAGUACCAUUAAGCGUAACAAAACCGCGCAUAGGAAAAGACAAAAGUGGCAACAGUGCUGAGAUUAGUGACGUUGCUGUUAAUUCUGAUUUUUUCAAUAGAAAAAUUAAGCGAGGCGAUGGAUUAUUUUAUCAUUUUCUAAUCACAUUGAUUUUUGAAUCGAUUGAACAAAAAUAUAAUAUUGAGAUAGACACGACGAAUUUUGUACAACUGCAAAACCGAUUGUGUAUGGAUACGCUUGUUGAACAUCAGAUUUACAAUCGAGAUGUUAAAAUGGUUGAGGAUUUUCAUGAACAUGGAGAACCGAAUGAAAUGUUGGGUGCUGAUGACUCAGAUAAAAUUUUCAUCGGAACAGGCGACCAAAAAAAGACAUCUAAAAAAGUUUUAAUCGAAGAACUUUCACCAACUGAGUUAAAGAAAAUUCCAUCAAUGAGAAAAUCAGUAUCAAAAGAUAACAUGAUAGAGCCAGAACAUCGUUUAUUCAAUGAUUACGAUAAAGACAAUAAAAAGAUGUUAAUUGCUGAAUUCUAUAUGCCGAACGUAAUAGACAUUAAGGAGAUAUCGGUAGACGCCAAUGAUGAUCGAUUAUUAAUUGAGUGCAGAAAAUAUGGUUAUAUGUUUGAUGGAUUUCUGCCACAUAAAGUUGAUGAGAAAAAGACUGUAGCUGAAUAUGAUAAUGAAAGAAUGAUCCUCAAAAUCACGUUUCGUGUGUAAAAUCAACUGUAAUAAAAAUUCAAAAUCUAAAGCAGCGCUUUACUUGAGAUUCAAAAUUU
This is a messenger RNA of Chironomus riparius, 1102 nucleotides long. The record is from the annotation of a GenBank genome assembly. Lineage: Eukaryota; Metazoa; Arthropoda; Insecta; Diptera; Chironomidae.